Molecule: messenger RNA, 4042 nt
Organism: Nothobranchius furzeri (turquoise killifish)
Lineage: Eukaryota; Metazoa; Chordata; Actinopteri; Cyprinodontiformes; Nothobranchiidae
Gene: ccdc136b
Product: coiled-coil domain containing 136b
Biological process (GO): single fertilization; acrosome assembly
Cellular component (GO): acrosomal membrane
Source: RefSeq, a predicted model, not a curated record
AUGGCUGAUUUUGAUGUCACAGGAUCAAAAACUGUGAUUAGCAAGGAAGUCAAUGGGACGUUUUUGUCCUCGAUAGUCAUAAGGGGAUGCAUGGAGAAUUCAGCCAGAGGAGAAAGAUGCUUCAGACGACAGAAUUUGGACUCUUUUGAGACGUUCUCCCCAACACGAGUCAAAAUGGGUGAGUCCAUGAGCGUUAAGUGCCAGUAUGACGUGGAUCUAACAGCAUCCUUCCCUCCUCCUUCCUGCUCCUCCCCUCUUCCCUCCCGGCAUCUCUCCCCCGCACCAGAGCUCAAGAAUCCCAGCAUCAGCUUUCUGGAUCCUCACAGAUUCUCAGCUUGGCUUGUUUCUCUCUCUCUCUCUCUCUCUCAGGGUGUGUGUGAGUUUGUGUGUGAAAACGGACAGAAGCCUCCAGGUGGGUGGUGGGGGGACAUGGAUGGACUGCGUUUACCUCCUCUCAUAGAAGAGGCUUUGGACUCCACAGAUGACCCCAAUGAUCUGAAAGCUGACAGCAGCCCCACCGAUAACGAGAUAACAGCCAAGGAGAGAGGCAUCCUGGGGGAGAACAACGAGAAGGAGGAAAUGGACCAGGAAAGAUCUCUGGAGGAUGAGGGGGAGGAAAAGAAGCUGAAGGAUGAGGAAGGUGAAGGACUGGAGAAGAACAGGAAGGAGGAGCUGACAGAAGAGCAGGAGCUGGAAGAGCUGAGAUCUCAGAUGCUGCAGCUGCUGCUUGAGCUGGAUGAAGUCAGAGAGACAUCCAACAAACAUCAGGAGAGUUUCCAAGAGCUGCAAGGUUUUUUGGAGGAUGAGCGUCUGGCCAGUGCUCACCAGGCUGAAGCCUUCACAAGGCAGAUCCAGAACCUGCAAGCCCAGCUACGCUCUGUGCAGGAGGAGAUGAACAGUCUGGAGGAGGAAAAAGAGAGCGAGUUGGCCGAGGCCCAAGAGGAGCUGCGUGUGGCCCAUGAGGAGGUGGUCCUGCUCCAGCAGGCCGCAGAGGAGGCAGCCGCGGAGCGGGAGAACGACAUUGCUUCGCUCCAGGAAGAGCUGUGUCGCAGGCGGGCCGAGCUGCAACAUCUCACUGAAGAGACCCAGGAGUACGAGCUGGAGAUCACCACACUGAGGGCUGAGAUCAACAUGAAGAGCCAACGCAGGGAUGCUGAGAGGAGAGAGGGUGACGUGGACCUGCUGAAGGAGGAGUGCUGCAUGCUGAGGGAGGAGUGUCAGACCCUGAAGGAGGACAACAGACGUCUCUCUGAGAAGCUGCAGCUGCUGCAGAGACAGAGGACUUGCUCCAGCGUCUACCUGUCACUGAAAGAAGAAGACACGUUGGAGGGCACGGAGGUGAGGGAGGCGGAGGCAGCCUCAGACGAGGUCCUCACACAGAGCUACAUGACCAUGGCCCAGUCGGAGAACCAUCGCCUGGUGGAUGCCUCCAUCCAGAAAAACAUCUCAUUUGAGGGGAAGCCAGUGACGCCGACGAGCUGGAAUGGAGGCACUGGGGAGAUCUUCUCACUGAGAGACCAGCUGAAGAAGGCUGAGGAGAAGGCCUCCCAGGUUCAGAUGGAGUGUGAUGGUCUGAAGAUGGAGCUGCAGGAGCUUCAGGUCCUGUAUGACAGCAGUCAGAGGGAGAGGGCGGAGCUGGAGGAGGAGCUGCAGCGCUGCAAGGCAGAGCUGGAGAAGCUGUCAGGGGGGGCUCAGAGAUUCAUCCAUCCAUCUGAGCACCCUGUUCUCUCCAUCCCCUUCAUAGGAAUGAUUAUAAUUGUGGCUGUGGUCUGGUGCUGGUUGUCGGAGUUGGCGUCCCAGAGAGCAAGGGGAUUGAGGUAGGUUGGAACUCCAUUGUGACUCUUACUGCAGCCACAGCACUGCUGCUAGCGAUGGCUAGCUUCCUCAGAGCCUUCGUCAGAUGUUGACCAGAUGGGUUGCAACUGCACGUGGAUGGACGUCUGCUUCAGACCAGCCAUCGUUCCCUCCUGCCACAUCCACAGACUAAACUGAAGAUAUUUAUCUGGCAGCAUGACAGAACGAGUCUACGGUACUACGAGAACAACACGAGAGCAUCAGUGACAAUGAGCUGACCUGCCGCCUCCACAUUAAAAGAACAACGUGUCGAAUAAAUGUAAAGUGGUGUGUCAUUCCUCCUCUAGGGUCAGUGAUUGUUUUCUCUUCUAACAAUGUGACAAAAGGUUUGUUAAUGCUUACUGAAUAGGUUUUAGUUUAUUUAAUCUUUAUUUAUUUGUCAUGUUUGUUGAACUUUUGCUCACGGGUAAUGAUGAAAGUUCAGACGGAACCCAAGAAACCAGCAGAUUCUGACCUCAGAUGAUUAGACUGAGUCACAAAGUGAUGUCACUCUGCAGGUUUUACUCUUUCAUUUAUUUAUUUGCAUGCAAACACAGUUAAUGACGUACGGGUGCGAUGAACUCAAUACCUGCUAACCCACACUAAUCCCUACUUCACACGGGAAGCAUCAGUGGCGUGGAACGACAGCAGAACAUCACUGCUUCAAAUUAGAAUCCAUUAUAGUCUAUGGCGGUGAUUCAAGCCAGCCAUGACGUGGAAAUUUUCAGGUGCGUCCCAGAAGCGGCUCGCUGUGCCGCUAAAGAAUUUAAAAAAUUGGUUCUAUUUUUGCCAUGUGCCGCUUCUGUGACACGGAAAUUUCCACAGUUAACAUAGGGCUAGAAAGGAAAUCACAUACAAUUUCAGUGUAAAACCGCUAUGUUUGACAAAUCAAAACAUGUGACCUCUAACGACUUAAUUACCCCCAGUAUUGUUCCAGAAGUGCAGCUAAUGCUUAAUAGUGUGCACUUAUUAUAAAGUGUUACCAACAAACAUGAUUUUUAGUUUAAUGGCAGAUGGCGUAAACUCCAGAGAUUUUGUGAUCUCGCGAGUCCAGCGAGGAAGCUGUUCCGCGGCCAAAAUUCUCCCGAUUUAUACUGGACCGCAGCAAAAGCCGCCAGCAAAUCGUUCUGUUGCCGCUCAGCUCUGCUGAUGCUUCCAGUGUGAAGUAGGGGUUAGCAAAUUAUGUUGUUUUCUGCAUGUAGCCUCUGGGAUGGAAUCAACUCCUCUUCAUCUUUAGUUAGCUAACGUUCUUGCCCGUCCUAACUUGCUUCUUCACUGCAUCGUUUAUCUGGUUGUAAAAAUUACAACUUUGGGAGGAAAUCUUGAUCUUUUCAUGUCACAUUCAUUUAAAGAUGCUUUACUUUCCUCCUGGGUUUGAGUGACUUCAAGAUGAUUGUAGGGAAAUAUUCUUGACCUUCAUAAAGGUACACAGCUUCUAGAUGAAUGAAUGAAUGAAUCAAACCAGGAGCAUGAACACAGCUGGUUUAUGUAUUUAGGAAGGUGUCUGUCAAAUCUUUUGUGUUGUUCACAUCUGUGAAAUGUUCUUUUGGAUGUAACAAUCAUAUUUUAAAAAGCAUGUUAAAAACAGAAGUAGAUUGUUUAUGUUUAUUAUUUGUUACUUUUCAUGUAAAUAAAUGUGACACAUAGUACUUAUGGGAGAGAUUUUUCCUUAGAUCCAUUUGUACUUGCUUUGUAGAAAGUUUUAUUCUAUUUUGAAAGAGCUUCGUAUAUUUGAUAGCCAAAUUACAAAAUGUGUGUAAAUGUAAAUUAAUGGCGACUUUAUUCCGAAGAGUUACAAGUGUUUCUAACCAAUGUUCAGUAAACAGUGAAGCCAUCCCAUAGCUGACGGUCACUUUUCCAGUCUGUUGAAUUUCAGAAACGAGUCAGAAACGUUCUCUAACACUGACAUUCAACAAAACCGUAAUAGUCAGAAAUAUUUCGUUAUGUGAACUUUGAAGAUGCCACAGGACCCCAAAUGUAAAUUAUUAAUCAACUUGAAAUAAAAAUCAUAAAAAUAAAUCCUCCAUAACCAAAAGUCAUUAUUUCUCUUAAAUUUGGAGUUAAUUUCAUGACUAGAAGCCUCUAUGUUGCACAGUGUUGCUGCUUUACCUGUCGAUUAUAACGCUUUCAAUAUAGUUGUAGCUAUUUUGUUACCCGGAGGUCUAUUUUGCACUGCAAAUGACUUGAGAAAAUAAAUAUGACCAACCAG